This is a messenger RNA of Parastagonospora nodorum SN15, 644 nucleotides long. RefSeq lists its product as hypothetical. NCBI's taxonomy places the organism in Eukaryota, Fungi, Ascomycota, Dothideomycetes, Pleosporales, Phaeosphaeriaceae. The transcript has a single exon. The record is from RefSeq and is a predicted model, not a curated record. Bases 74 to 472 code for a protein of 132 amino acids.
UCUUGAUAGCAGCAAAGCUCUCCGAAACAGUUACCCUCACGUGAAAGAUCUUCCACGUGACACUCUCAUCGCCAUGCCCGCCCCCUCGCCGCUGCCGCAACAUCUCUACAAGAUUCUGCCAUCUGCCCCGCCUUCACCGCUGCCACAGCGCCUGCCCCUCUCAGACCUUGACCGAAAGGAUGGCUACAUUCACUUGUCGACGUCCGAGCAGGUAGCCAGCACUGCUGAUAAGUGGUUCGACACUUUCUCGGAACUGUGGCUUCUGAAGAUCAAAUACGACGUUCUAGCCAAGGGCACUGAUGGCGACGGCGAGGUUCAUGCGGAUAAGAAGGCAGAGAUCAAAUGGGAGGAAGUUGGACGUGGAUGCUUUGCUCAUUUCUACGACGGAGAUCUGGGAAGUGGGAAUGUUGCAGAGGCGCUCAAGGUGGAGAAGACUGGUAGCUGGGCUGAGAGCUUGAGCUUGGAGUGGUGAGCUGGCCCCUCAGUCGACCUCACGAAUCGCACGAGAGCUUCAGGCACGGGCUUCUUCAGCCAACGAUUAUUGAUUCUGUGAGAAGACGCUACGUGCUACAGCAGUAAGCAAGCGUGGUCGUCUCAGCACUCAUGCCCCACGAUCGUCGAAAUUGCACCUACAUGAAGUCUUA